AUGCCCACCUACGUGGAGACCAACAAGACUGACGCUAUCACCUGCUACACCCGACGACCCAAAGACUAUGCCGCCACAGCAAACAUAACAGCUGGUAAACAACAUAUAAGGGCUCCGUCGAAGGUAAAAGAAAGCCUAGUUGACGGCAUUUAUGGCUUCAAUUCUGAAGAAGGUUUCAAAACCACUACAAAAGACAAAGACAAAUGGUUUGUAUUAGAUAUGGGAAAAGAAGUAACCUUCACGCACGUUCUGCUUAUCGCACAACGAACCUCUACGGCUAACAGGACGGCGGAUAUUGAGGUACGAGUGGGAACAUCAGCCGUGAUGCCUCCUGAAGGGUUCACUGCUUAUAGCCUCUUUGGUUGGUUUCCUGGGCCAGCUUAUCCUAAUCAAGAAAUAGUCCUGACCUCCCCGCAGCCCGUGUCAGCCAGGUUCAUCUCGGUGCAGAAGAUGUCUGGUAAAUCUCCACUCCACCUUAAUCACGUGGAAGUGUAUUAA
Homarus americanus (American lobster) is the source of this 498-nucleotide messenger RNA. RefSeq lists its product as uncharacterized. NCBI's taxonomy places the organism in Eukaryota, Metazoa, Arthropoda, Malacostraca, Decapoda, Nephropidae. The transcript has a single exon. Bases 1 to 498 code for a protein of 165 amino acids. The record is from RefSeq and is a predicted model, not a curated record.